AUGGGGAAGGGAUGGGGAGGCCAGGCCAGGCCCCUGGAUGAGGACGGACGUUGGCCAUGUGCCCGCCUUGUCUGGGUGAGAAGGCUGUCUGGGGCCAGGCCCCAGAGCCUGGGAACAUUGGGAGGGGACCUGGGGGAGAGCCCGAGCUGUCUCCUGGCCUCUGAGCUCACCCUGGACCUGUCCGCCAGGCACCACCAGCCCCAGAAGACUGAGAAACCUCCGAGUGGGUCUCCCUGUGGCCAGAUCUUCACAGAGGCCACCGUUUUCUCAGAGCCCCCCCACUGGACCCCAUCAGAUUCUGCCCAUCCCCCCUUAAACUUAAACCCUCAGGCUGUUUCCCAUCGCACUUAG
This is a messenger RNA of Rangifer tarandus platyrhynchus (Svalbard reindeer), 351 nucleotides long. The record is from the annotation of a GenBank genome assembly. Lineage: Eukaryota; Metazoa; Chordata; Mammalia; Artiodactyla; Cervidae.